Molecule: messenger RNA, 2333 nt
Organism: Sus scrofa (pig)
Lineage: Eukaryota; Metazoa; Chordata; Mammalia; Artiodactyla; Suidae
Product: glycine N-acyltransferase
Biological process (GO): glycine metabolic process
Cellular component (GO): mitochondrion
Molecular function (GO): glycine N-benzoyltransferase activity; glycine N-acyltransferase activity
Source: RefSeq, a predicted model, not a curated record
GGAGACCCAGAGAGGAGAGGCUGGAGUUCAUGAGAGCUAAUACCCAACUCUUGCCCAGUGCAAGGUACACAUUACAAACCUCAGCUUGGCAAUUUCUGAAUAAAGCAUACCUCAGUGCACUCUGCCAGACCCUGCUGAACAGACUGCACCAGAGGGAAAUUUCCGACUCGAGAGGUUGCUCCUCAUCAUUUGUUCCCGCCAAGCUUUGGUGUGAAGACUGCUUUCCAGGCUAAGGCAUCUCCCACGAUGUUCCUGUUGCAAGGUGCCCAGAUGCUGCAGAUGCUGGAGAAUUCCUUGAGGAAGAGCCUUCCUACAUCCUUGAAGGUUUAUGGCACCGUCUUCCACAUGAACCAGGGAAACCCCUUCAAGCUAAAGGCCUUGGUGGACAAGUGGCCUGAUUUUAACACAGUGGUUAUUCGCCCUCAGGAGCAGGAGAUGACAGACGACCUUGAUCACUACACCAAUACCUACCACAUCUACUCCAAGGACCUGAAGAACUGUGAGGAAUUCCUUGGCUUACCAGAAGUCAUCAACUGGAAACAGCAUUUGCAGAUCCAAAGUUCUCAGUCCAGCCUGAAUGAGGUAAUACAAAAGCUUGCAGCCGCUAAAUCCUUCAACGUCCAGCAGACAGAAAACAUUCUCUACAUGACGCUUGAGACAAUAAAGGAACUGGCUCCUUCCCUGCUGGAUGAAAAGAACUUGUCCCUUACCGAUGGUAAACCCAAGGCCAUUGACCAAGAGCAGUUUCAACUCUCAUCCCUGGAACCUUCCCACGCUGCCUUGGUGAAUCAAUUAUGGCAAUUCGGUGGCAAUGAGAGGAGCCAGAGAUUCAUCGAGCGCUGCAUCCGGAACUUCCCCUCCGUCUGCCUGCUAGGGCCUGAGGGGACCCCGAUAGCUUGGUCCCUGAUGGACCAGACAGGAGAGAUGCGGAUGGCAGGCACCAAGCUUGAGUACCGGGCCCAGGGCCUCGUCACCUACGUCAUCUUUUCCCAUUCCCAGGUUCUGACCAAACUCGGUUUCCCCUCCUAUUCUCACGUAGACAAGAGAAACAAAAUUAUGCAGAAGAUGAGUCACACUCUGAAUCACCUUCGCAUGCCCUGUAGCUGGAAUCAGUGGAACUGUGUGCCUCUGUGAAGCAGCCCUGAACCCAAGACAGUGGGGAUGGGCCUGAGGCUGUGGGUAGACAGAGGGGGAGCCUAAACUGUCAUUGUAAUCAUCAAUAAAGUAGUGGAUGCUGUCCGUAUAAAAGGUAUAGCAAUAUGCCUAUCCGGGACCUGGUCAUUUAGAAACAAUGAAACCACCCUUUUAGAAACGAAUGAAACUGGACUUCCUGUUGUGGCUCAGUAGGUUCAGAACCCAAAAGAGUUCCAUGAGGAUGCGGGUUCAACCCCUGGCCUCAGUCACUGGGUUAAGAAUCCAGCAUUGCCGCAAUGCUGUGCUGCUGUGGCUGUGGUGUAGCUGCAGCUCCGAUUGGACCCCCUAGCCUGGGAAUUUCUGCAUGCCACAGGUGAGGCCUUAAAAAGGAAGAAUAAAACAAUUAUACUCUAAUGAAAGGAAGAAAGAAAGAAAGAAAGAAAGAAGAAAGAAAGAAAGAAAGAAAGAAAGAAGAGAAAGGGAAAGUCAUUCCUGCAGAAUUUUAUCACCAGACAAGAUACCACCUUUGGAUUAAAAUAAGAUGAACUGAAGAAUCAGUAUUUGUAGCACCCACAAACUCUUCCUUGAAAAACACAAAUACAGCAUUUUACUUUUUUAAAAAAAAGAAUAAAACAAACCAAGACGGAGGGACAUUCUACCAUACAACUGCCAUGUACACAUAAAAAUUCUAAAUAUCAUGAAAGAAUAAGAAAUGUGGAAGAAUUAUUCCAGGUAAAAAGAGUCCAAAUAAUGUGACAGUUAAAGCAAUUGGAGGUUCUGGAUUGAAAGCUGGAUCAGAAAAAAAAAUGCUUUAAAGAUAUUAUUGUUAUAACUGGCAAAAUUUGUAUCUGGUCUGUGUAUCAGUUACCAGUAAUAAAGGAACGUUAAAUAUUAUGGAUUUGAUCAUUAUUGUGUGUUGUGGUUAUGGAAGCGAAUAUUUCUCCACUGUCAUGAUAUAUGCUGAAAUAAUUGGGGGAAAUGAUUGGAAUGUCUGCAACCCACACAAGAAGUUAAAUGUACAUGUAAAGCCAAAUGUGGAAAACUAUAACUGGUGAACAUAGGUAAAAAGUAUGUACGUUUAAUGCAUUAUUGUUGCAAUGUUGUGGAGGUUUGCAAUUUUUACAAACGGAAAGCACAAAUAAGAUGAAUUUUCACAUUUUUUCCAAUGGUCCAAUAAAGAAAUCAGUAAUACCACGUGA